Messenger RNA from Lotus japonicus, 1289 nucleotides. RefSeq lists its product as uncharacterized. Bases 110 to 1144 code for a protein of 344 amino acids. Lineage: Eukaryota; Viridiplantae; Streptophyta; Magnoliopsida; Fabales; Fabaceae. The record is from RefSeq and is a predicted model, not a curated record. The transcript has 2 exons.
UAAUAAUCGACCAACUUGCUAAGUUUUCUAGUAAGAAGGUGAAGCCAAAGAGAGCAUAUAAGGCGAGGCCACAUUGAUCACCCUAUCUAUCUAAUCUAAGAGGAAAAUCAUGGGUAUCCCAAUAAGCAAAGGCUUAACAUUUGUCCUUCUGCUAUUUGCAUUCUUUGUGAUGCAUGUUGAUGCUUUCUAUGGAGUCUAUUAUUCAGAUACUCAGACCUGUACCAACCGUAAGAGCCAAUGCUUUCUGAAGAAAAUACCAUGCCCUCAUGAAUGCCCUUUGAAAUCACCUUCUAAUCCAAAAGCCAAAGUCUGUUAUGUUGACUGUGAUUCUCCCAUGUGCAAAGCUUCUUGCAAAAGUCCCAAACCAAAUUGCAAUGGCCGUGGAUCCGCGUGCUUGGACCCUCGUUUUGUUGGCGCAGAUGGCAUUGUUUUUUACUUCCAUGGAAGGCGCGACGAGCAUUUCAGUUUGGUGUCUGAUGUCAACCUCCAAAUCAAUGCCCGUUUCAUUGGCCUUAGGCCUUCAGGGAGACCAAGGGAUUACACUUGGAUUCAAGCUCUGGGAAUCCUCUUUGAUUCCCACAAAUUUUCUGUUGAGGCCACCCCAUCAGGAAUUUGGGAUGAUGAAGUUGACCGUUUGAAGAUCUCUUAUGAUGGAGCAGAACUUGUCAUCCCAGAAGGUCACCUCUCUACAUGGCAAGACCGAGAAAAUCAACUUCGAGUCGAGAGAAUAUCAAGUAAGAAUAGUGUGAUCGUUACCAUCCCUGAAAUCGCAGAGAUAUCUGUCAAUGUGGUGCCUGUUACCAAGGAGGAUAGCAGAAUCCAUAACUAUCAGAUCCCUGAUGAUGAUUGUUUUGCUCACUUGGAGGUGCAGUUUAACUUCUAUGGUCUAUCCUCCAAAGUUGAAGGAGUGCUUGGCAGGACUUACCAACCAGAUUUUCAAAAUCCAGCGAAGCCUGGCGUGGCAAUGCCGGUAGUUGGAGGGGAAGACAAGUACAGAACCACGUCUCUUACUUCUGCAGACUGCCGUGUUUGUAUGUUCUCACCGGCCGAAGCUUCUGAGAAGGCAGACUCAGUGAUGGAAUAUGGCAUGCUGGAUUGCACUGGUAGUUCCAACAGUCGGAAUGGUAUAGUUUGCAAAAGAUAAUUUGAAAGUUUCCAUAAUUGUUUUCCUUUAAUGAUUGAAAGUUGUACCCUUGAGGACAAUAAUUGUGCUCAGUAGCCAAAAAAGUAUUCUGUACCCUGAUUUCUGAUUUCCUAUUAAAUAAGAAGUAUAAUCUUUUGUUUGUUCA